Molecule: messenger RNA, 666 nt
Organism: Bathycoccus prasinos
Lineage: Eukaryota; Viridiplantae; Chlorophyta; Mamiellophyceae; Mamiellales; Bathycoccaceae
Exons: 1
Coding region: 1-666 (221 amino acids)
Molecular function (GO): RNA binding
Source: RefSeq, a predicted model, not a curated record
AUGACGGCCGAGGACGACGAGAUCUUGAAAAUGAAAGAAAAACUGGCGGAAAUGGAACGCGAAGCGUCCUCGCUGCGAGAACAAGAGCAAGGGAUCGACGGGAAAGCUUUGGACGAAGAAAUGGCGAAACAUCACCAUUCCGACAAUAACGGUCAAGGACAGGGUGGAAAACCGCAAAAAACGCCGGAAGAGUUGGAGAAGGAGAAAGCCGAGCGACAAGAGAUUGACUCUCGGUCGGUGUUCGUCGGCCAAGUGGAUUACGGCGCGGAACCUGGGAUGCUGGCGGAACACUUUAAGAAGUGCGGGACGGUGAACCGGGUGACUAUUUUAACCGAUAAGUUUGAAAAUCCAAAAGGGUUCGCGUACGUUGAGUUUUUGGAAAAGGACGCGGUGGAUGCGGCGGUGUUGCUGGAUGGGACCGGGUUGGAGGAGUUCCCGCAGAGGAAGUUGAAAGUGAGCGCGAAGAGAACGAACGUGCCGGGGAUGAAGGCUGGCGGGAGAGGCCGGGGAAGAGGGGGAGGACGAUUCGGUGGGUUUCCCGGCGGAAUGAUGAUGGUUCCGAUGAUGAUGCCAUACGGAAGAGGGAGAGGCAGAGGUGGCAGAGGUGGCAGAGGUGGUGGGCGCGGAAGAGGUGGUGGUGGUGCUCCCGGAUCGUCGCCGUAUUAG